AUUGAAUCACCAAACCCUAACCCUAACCCUAACCCUAACCCUAGAUCCUUCGACGAGCCAUGUCGAUCCUCGAUUCGAGCUGGAUCUCCGAGACCUUCGCCCGGGAAACCGACGCCCUAACCCGCGCUCUUCAGGUAUCUCUCUCCCCCUCCUCCUCCACCAUCUCCUCCCCCUCGCACCCCUCCUCCUCCUCCUCCGCCGCCGCCGCCGCUCUCCUCCUCCGCCUCGUCAACAACCCUCACCACUCCGCCGCCGCCGCCGCCGCCGCCGCCGCCGCGGCUGCGGGGGCGGGGCCGAGGUUCCAGAUGCCUCCGGCGGUGGCUUCUAGAAGGAUCUCGAAGCGGAGAUCCCGCGCGUCGAAGCGGCUCCCGACGACGUACAUCAGCGUGGAUCCGGCGAACUUCCGGCGGAUGGUCCAGGAGGUGACCGGGGUCCGGUUCGGCGAGGGGGACGGCCCGGCCGAGCCGGCUCCGACCCGGCCGGACCAGAGCCUGUUCGCCGCGGACCGGGCCGCCUCGGGGCUGCCGCCGCAGCCGAGCUGCGGCUUGCCCACGCUCGACACGUCGGCGUUCCUGCUCGACCGGGCCGGCUCGGAGCUGCGGGAGGACGGUUCGGUUGGACCGGACCUCGGUGGGCCGGGGUUCGAGUUCGACCCGUUCCCGUGCUUCCCUACGUUGGAGUCGUGGGGCGGAGUGUGAGGAGGAGAUAAACUAAUAUAAAUAGUAAUUAAAAAAAAAUCGUAUAUUUUUUUAAAAAAUUUUUGGGGAUAAAAAAUGUAUAAGGGACCCCUCCAUUAUAGCUCUGUUUGAAAAUGGCCCCUCAACUUCAUCUGUGGAAUUGAACAAUUUUAGUCUAAAAAAUCAUAAAUAUUAUCAACGUGAUUGGUUCGUAAUUCAUCCAAUUUAAAUAGUCUUUUUCACUUGCUAGCAGAUAAAAUUAAUAAAAUAACUAAAAAUUAAUAAUAUAAACUGAACUAGAGAGAGUAAUUUAAAUUAAAAAAAUUACGAGUUCACAGUUUUUUAAAGAGAAAUAAUGUAGAGGGGACUUUAUUUUGAAACUCCUAUAGUUGAGGUGUCUCUAUACAUUUUUUCUUUUUCUUUUUCCUAGUUCAGUGUUUACUAGUGCGAUGGAAAUUGGAUGGACAUAGUUUUGUAAAUGUAUUGAAGCUGAUUGUUGAUCCUUUUUUAUACAUAUAUGUAGCAACUUUUAUGUACUUUAAAUAGCUCUUUAUAUGUAUAAUUAAUAAAACCUGAACAUUUUUAUCUUUUC
Molecule: messenger RNA, 1269 nt
Organism: Ananas comosus (pineapple)
Lineage: Eukaryota; Viridiplantae; Streptophyta; Magnoliopsida; Poales; Bromeliaceae
Product: calmodulin-binding protein 25-like
Exons: 1
Coding region: 60-698 (212 amino acids)
Biological process (GO): response to osmotic stress
Cellular component (GO): nucleus
Molecular function (GO): calmodulin binding
Source: RefSeq, a predicted model, not a curated record